UCAAUUUAAUUAAAUUGAUUCAAGUUUAAGUUUGUAUAUUUUACAUACACAUUUUACAUAAUUAAUUCGGUGUAGUAUGUGAUUAUGUUAAAACAAAAUGGCCCUGUACCAUGGUUCCACGAAGAAACUAAAGUUAUUAAAGCAAUAGAAUUCUAUUUUAAAGAUAAAGAAUCGCCAUUACCUUAUGUAUGUACACUUACUCCUCGGAUGAUAAGAUAUAAAAUAAGAGAUGUUUUGAUAGCUGAACAUUUAAUCGAAGAAUGGAAACCAGAAUUAAUAACAGAACUUAUGAAUUAUUUUACACCAGAUAAUAUGAGAAUCACAGUUGUUUCCCAAACAUAUCAAAACCAGACUAAUGCAGUAGACCCAUACUACGGGACACCGUAUUCUGUACUUAAAAUACCAGAAAAAACUCUUAAUAACUGGCGUAAUGCUGAAGUUAGCGAAGAACUUAAAAUACCAUCAAGGAACGACUACAUAGCUAAUACUUUUUCCAUAGUGCCAAUUGGACAUAACAAAUCCGAAAUCCCACAAAUAUUUUAUAGUUCUUCGAUUAUAAGAUGUUGGUUAAACACAGAUACAGUUUUCAGACUUCCCAAAGCAUAUAUUUCAGUAGAAUUUUACAGGUAAAGAACACCUUUAUGUUUUGAAUAAUAUUAAAAAUGAUAACAUAUACACACACACACACACACACACA
Messenger RNA from Acyrthosiphon pisum (pea aphid), 697 nucleotides. Its product is annotated as insulin-degrading enzyme-like. NCBI's taxonomy places the organism in Eukaryota, Metazoa, Arthropoda, Insecta, Hemiptera, Aphididae. The record is from RefSeq and is a predicted model, not a curated record. Gene Ontology annotation, biological process: peptide catabolic process. Bases 85 to 630 code for a protein of 181 amino acids. Gene Ontology annotation, cellular component: mitochondrion; cytosol. The transcript has 5 exons. Gene Ontology annotation, molecular function: metal ion binding; metalloendopeptidase activity.